This is a messenger RNA of Daphnia carinata, 1208 nucleotides long. RefSeq lists its product as uncharacterized. Gene Ontology annotation, cellular component: nucleus. Lineage: Eukaryota; Metazoa; Arthropoda; Branchiopoda; Diplostraca; Daphniidae. The record is from RefSeq and is a predicted model, not a curated record. The transcript is spliced from 4 exons. Gene Ontology annotation, biological process: regulation of exit from mitosis. Bases 79 to 1083 code for a protein of 334 amino acids.
UUACUUGUCAGGCGUUUACUGAUCGAGUCAAGAGGACAAUUAAUAAAUCUAUUUUGCUCGCAAAAGAACCCUUGCGCCAUGACAUCGCACCCUCGACGUCUGCUAACCAGGGUGGCAGAACCCUUAACCUUUGACAUUUCUGUAAAUUUUGACUUUAAUUCCUCCAAUAGUGCCCAGUUAACAAUGGAGUUCAUCAAAUUCCUGUGUUUGCAAAAAGGCCAGAUACCUGUCUCGUGUUCUCAACUAAAAAAUCUUUCAGAAAUGGCACGACUAAACCUUGGUAGUUCUUCAAAAGAACAAAUGACUUCCAAGGAAAAAUCUGCAGCAUUUAAAACAAGGAGAAAGCAAAUGCAGUUUGUGAAGAAAGCUGACAACUUUCAAAGAAGUUUAGGAAAUGUUUUGCAGAGUGUUGUAAGUUGCUUCGAAGCCAAAAAUGACCAGGUUGCUGUUAUUUUGGGUACAUCAUUAUUUAACCCAAAAGAAAUUUUUAUCCUUGAUUGGUCCCAUUGGCCUCUCAAGCAAUGUGGCCCAACAGCAUGCAGUGACAAAAAUAAUUUCCAGAAAGAUCUUGCCAAUUUUUUCAGAUUCUUGGUGACUACUGAAAAAUUAUAUCCUAUUCUACAAGCAGUAAGACCGACCAAUUUGCAUGUGCUUUGCCAAACUGAUUCUUUAACCCCUAUAGGCUGUAUCCCCCGCUUAAACUAUAAACAUUCGUGCAGAGCACCCCAGGUUACCUUACGCAUACUACCUAAAAACCCAAUUCCUUUCAUUUUAUCUUCAGAUGGUAGUCACGACGGGGACAUUGAGCCAUACGAGUUGACAUCAUUUUCUCCCGGAGUAAAUGCACACACUUACCGGGCCGUCAGUCGACGUCUGAUUUUUUCCUCCCCUGCGCCUAUACCAAAGAAUUUUCAGUUAAAAGACUGUUCGUUAUUAGAUAUAUCUGGAAUUGGCCAAUUGGAAGAUGACGUUGAUAAAGAAAGUAAUAAGGAAACCCUAAAUGGAACUGUAUCACAUACAUGCUGGUUUCAGAUUCAAAGUUCUUUAUCGGGAUUUUUAGAAACUUACGUUACGAACAUUUAAUCUAAGACAAAUCAAAGUGUCCGAAACUGGUUUGCAUGUUUUCUGAAUGGUGACAUAACUUUUAUCAGACUAUCAAAUGUUUGUUGCGAUAAGUUUAUCCGAAAAUACAAUCACAUUUGUUUGUU